AUGGAUCAAAUCAAUCAAGCAGUUGAUAUUAUUGUACAAUAUAUCGGUGGUAACCAUCGUCAACAUCAAGAUGACACUGUGGAGAUGACAAGGAUACCACAAGAGCAUACACCAUCAAAACGUCCAGUCUAUAUCGUUCGACAACGAGAUAUUACAAAGAUUCAAACCUACUUUCGUAAUAAAAAUUGGUUGUUAUUACCAUCAUGUACCAUUGCUGAUACCAUGUACUUAUGUGAUCAAGUGGAAUACACUCAAAAAGUGACUAAACAUUUACAAGAAACACAAGCAUAUAAAAUAGUCAAACGUCUUCAAUCAUUCAAUGGAGAUGAUGGACAAAGUUAUUUGAAUGGUAUCAAAGAGCGAAUACAAUGGGAAUUAACAAAUCUAUUAAAUAAACAAUCUAUUACUAUCGAACAAUAUCAACAGAUGAUCUAUAACAAUGAAGAUGAUGACGUUCAAAUGAAUUCCAUUACAUUUCUACCUGAUACACGUGCGGGAGUAGUGGUAUCAUUUCGACCACAAAUGAACCAUGCUACUCGACCCACUGUUCACAUUACUCGAUAUCUACAUGGUUUUCUUCAAACAAUAUAUGACAAAGCGGCGUGUUUGACUACUUUUCACAAUGGCAUUAAUGUCAUAGAAGCAAUGGAAAUUUAUGCUAAAAAUGGUUCUCUCCAACAUGGGACACGAUUUGUCACAAUUACAAUAGAAGACUGUGAAUAUCUUUUCACUCAUGAACAACUAUUGGAAAAAUUGGAAAAUUUUCUUCAUGAUUAUGUUUCUCCUCAAUAUAAACGAGUAUUAUCUCAUGAAACUAUUCUUUCAUUAGUACGUCUGGUACUUGAAACACAAUAUUUCGUCUAUGAUAAUAAAUUAUAUCAACAGAUAAAAGGUGGCGUUUCAGGUAUACCAUUGAUAAAACUAUUAAUCAAUAUUUACUUAUUCUAUUGGGAACAACAAUUAAUACAAUGUUUAUAUAAAAGAAAAGAAGUAUUUGGCAGAUCGUUUAAUAAAAUGUUUUUUACUUGGAAUGAGUCAAAACAGAAACUGUGUAGUAUGCUGGAAGUAAUCAAACGAAAAUAUGUCCAUUUACCUAUUCAUCUAUCAACAGGAUCAUCAAUAAAUUACCUUGAUAUAGAAAUUUCUCAAGAAAAUAGUAUUCUUCAAACAAAAAUCUGUCGAUCUUGUCUUACUGAACUAUAUACAUGGCCAUAUGUAAUCAAUUAUCCAUUAGAACAAUAUAUGGCAAUGAUCCGUGCUAUUCUCAUACGUGCUAUUCAGUCUUGUACAAAUAUACGAGAAUUUCGUGAUGAAUACAUGUUGGUACACUCUAUUUGUUUAUUCAAUCGAUUCCCUUCGGAUUUUAUCACUUCGUGUAAUCAUCAAUUUUUCCAAGAAUUCAAUCCAUCAAAAAAGGAUUAUAAUUACAAUCAAAUAAGUUAUGCACAUCUUCGUCAACAAAUCAAUAUGAAAUUUAAAUUAGCACGAUUAUCGUUGAGUAAUUCAGUAAGAUCUUGA
Messenger RNA from Adineta steineri, 1518 nucleotides. The record is from the annotation of a GenBank genome assembly. Lineage: Eukaryota; Metazoa; Rotifera; Eurotatoria; Adinetida; Adinetidae.